UUGGCGCAGAUUUUGGCGCAAACACGGACUGUUACGGCGCUGCGGGAGGGGCAGGAGGAACAGUGGACGCAACCGGAGCGGAGAACCAAGAGCAAAGAGAAAGUGACAGACGCACAAGCUCAGAUAUGGUGGACACGCAGACGUUCUCCUGGCCCGUGGGAUUCGGCCUGAGCGCUCUGGAACUGGAGGAACUGGACGACAGCUCGCACUCCCUGGACCUGAAGCCCUUCUCCACGCUGGACUACGCCACCAUCUCCGGCGUGGAGUACGCGCCCAGUCCCGGCCAGAGCGAAAGCACGCACAUGAUGGACCUGACGCACGUGUACAACCAGAGAGCUCACGAGAACAGCUACAGAGGCCACGAGAACAGCUACAGAGCUCACGAGAACAGUUACAGAGCUCACGAGAACAGCUACAGAGCUCACGAGAACAGUUACAGGCCGCAGGAGAACGGCUACAGAGCCGAGGACAACGGCUACAGAGCCGAGGAGAACGGCUACAGAGCACAGGAGAACGGUUAUAGAGCACAAAUGAGCAUCUAUAGAGCACAAGAGAAUGGCUACAGAACUCAGGAAAACAACUACAGAAUUCCAGAAAACCAAAGUUCCAUUAAGCUUGAGCCCGAGUCUCCUCCGCUGUACGCAGAGAACAGCGUGGCGUUCCCCAAACAGCCGGAAGACUCGACGCCCUCGGUUUUAAACAUAGAGUGUCGUGUCUGCGGUGACCGAGCCUCGGGUUUCCAUUACGGCGUCCACGCCUGUGAAGGGUGCAAGGGUUUCUUUCGGCGCACCAUUCGGCUAAAGUUAGUGUACGAUCACUGUGACCUGCACUGCCGCAUCCACAAGAAAAGUCGCAACAAGUGCCAGUACUGCCGCUUCCAGAAGUGCCUGAUGGUCGGGAUGUCGCACAACGCCAUUCGAUUUGGCCGCAUGCCCCAGGCCGAGAAGGAGAAGCUCUUGGCCGAGUUUUCCACCGAUCUGGAGCACAUGCACCCGGAGGCGGCCGACAUGAAGACCCUCGCCAAGCAUCUUUAUGAGAGCUAUCUGAAGAACUUCCCUCUGACCAAAGCCAAGGCCAGGGCCAUCCUCUCGGGGAAGACCAGCGACAACGCUCCGUUUGUUAUCCACGACAUGAAGUCUCUUCUAGAGGGCGAGCAGUUCAUAAACUGCCGCCAGAUCCCGCGUCAGGAUCACCUCGGCCGUCCGAGGGUCGGCGCCGUGCAGUCGGACCUGCAGCGCGAGGUGGAGCUGCGCUUCUUCCACAGCUGCCAGUCGCGCUCGGCCGAGGCGGUCAGCGAGGUCACCGAGUUCGCCAAGAGCAUCCCGGGCUUCCUGAACCUGGACCUGAACGACCAGGUGACGCUGCUCAAGUACGCCGUCAUCGAGGUGCUCAUCAUCAUGAUGGCGCCGCUGAUGAACAAGGACGGCACGCUGAUCUCCUACGGCCAGAUCUUCAUGACGCGCGAGUUCCUCAAGAGUCUGCGCAAGCCCUUCGGGGAGAUGAUGGAGCCCAAGUUUGAGUUCUCCGUCAGGUUCAACACGCUGGAGCUGGACGACAGCGACAUGGCGCUCUUCCUGGCCGUCAUCAUCCUCAGUGGAGAUCGUCCGGGUCUGCUGAACGUGAAGCCGAUCGAAGACCUGCAGGAGAACGUGCUGCAUUCGCUGGAGCUCCACCUGAAGGCGAACCACCCCGACUCGCUCCACCUUUUCGCCAAAGUGCUCCAGAAGAUGACGGACCUGAGGCAGCUGGUGGCCGACCACGUCCACCUGAUCGAGCUGCUCAAGGAGUCCGAGGUUAACAUGUGUUUACAUCCACUGCUGCAGGAGAUCAUGAAGGACUUGUACUAGUGUGGGGUUUGUGUGUUUUUUACUGCUGAUGUUUUAUUUGUGUGUGUGAGGAAGCUGUAAGAGGAGAAGAGGCAUCAUACGAGGCUGUGUUCACACUAGCUGGUUUUGUGUUAAUAAGAAAGUCAAAGUCUGUUUAUUUUGUUCUUAACAAUACUUAUAAGAAGAACUGAAUCCCUUCCCCUAAACCAGACAUGCAUAUAUGAACCAUUACAGUCAAGUUACAUAAAUUAAUUAUGUUGUCUUGUGGUUAGCCCCCAUCUUCCCAAUAUACACAGGGCUUGGAGUUCAUCAUUUUUAUUUCAUUUUUUUUAUUCUCCUUAUUUUCCUCCCGAUUUAGCGACUCAAUUUUGUCUUCUGUUGCUACCAGAGAUACCAGAUUGCAUCCGAGGAGAGCACAUCGAUGUACACGCCUCUUUCAACAGGUGUACAGCCCUCCGCUUCUCUUCUUCCGCCAAUCAGGGUCCUUACACAGCGUAUGAAGACCCACCCACACCCACACAUAGUCCGACCCCCACCCUGCAGAUACGGUGGCCAGUUAGGUUCUGCAGCAGGCACUGCCAAUUAUGCCUGCCAGAUGGCGCCCAGCCGACCGGAGGCAACACCGAGUUUCGAACCGGGGAGUUCAGAAUCUCGGUGCUGGGGUGCAAGCGGAAUAUCCCGCCGUGCCACCUGGGCACCAGGAGUUCAUCAUUUUUACAUUAUUUUUUAAUGCAGCUAGUAAACGUGAAAUUCUUCCUGUCCAGAACGCUGUCCUGUGUUUUUUUUCUAAUGCAUGGCACAAAGAGGCGAGACAACUAGUGAGCAUUUUAUUACGUAGCCUGAUCAAGACACAAGAAGACGAAUAAACAUAAAACGAAUCCAGAAUCGUUAGUCAGUAACAGGCACAUCAAAAAGCAAGGUUCCUAAAGGGCUUAAAUACAAAAUAUGGAGGGGAAGAGUUCAACAGGUGAGACACAUUAGGUCGUAAUUCCACCCAUAAACAAACAAAAGCAAAAUAAACCGAACUAAUCCUGAGACUGACACCAGGAGCCGCGGCGCCAAGCAGAGAGACUGAAAUCAUCACAUAGUGGCUAAUUAUGUGUCAUUAAUAAUGAAUAAACGCUGAACCAUAGUUGUGUUUAGCUAAAGGAAGAGUGAUUCAUUGAUUUCACAACUCUGUACCAUCCUAACAUACGUACAAACCUUUAUUUAAAACGUGCGUAUAAUUCAAAACCAAACGUCUAAUGUCAGCAUAAAUGUUAAAAGUUUGGUCACGUAUUUGACAUUUCCAUCAUUUAGGAGUCACUUUUAUCUGAAGAUCUGAGGGUUAAGGGCCUUGCUCGGGCUUGAACCAGCAACCUUCUGAUUGAUAGUCUAGUACCUUGACUGCUGAUCAUGUUUUAUUAGUGUGAUUGCAGUAAGGCAAUCACACUAUUGUUAUUCGAUAGUCAUAUUAUUAGUGUGAUUGCUAUAGACAAUAUAUUGUAUACAGGUUUUCGAUUCGCCCGUUCGCCUGCCACACCCGUUUUUCAGACAUUUUUUUCCCAUAGACUUCCAUUCAUUUUUGAAAAAUUUUGAGAUAUCGACGCCGUUCCAACUCGAAAUCGUCCGGCCCGUUAUUGACAUCACUUCUUGAAGAAAGCUCUUUGAUCCGCCCGCCCGUUUGCUUUAACCCUAUUCACUUCCAUUCAUUUUUUGACAGUUUGAGAUAUCAAUGCCGUUCCAACUCUAAAUCGUAAAGCCCACUGAUGUAACCCCAACUUGGAUAAGGCAUUGGGAUACGCGCACCUGCUUACGCGCUGCACUGCAAUCACACUCGCAUUUUCUGCAGGAAAUGCACAUCUCUAGUUAUAUUACCAAUUCUAACAUAACAGGUCCUCCCUCAUCUGUUAGGACAGUUGUAGCCUAGUGGUUAAGGUGCUGGACUAGAAAUCAGAAGGUCGCUGGUUUAAGCCCCACCACUGCCAGUUUGCCAAUGUUGGGCCCUUAAGCAAGGCCCUUAACCCCCAAUUGCUGAGACUGUGUAGUGUCAGAGUAGUGUAAGUCGCUUUGAGUAAAAGCGUCCGCUAAAUGCUGAAAAUGUAAACGUCAUCAGGAAUCUAUUCUGACUAUGUAUGACCAGAGGGGUGUCCAAACGUUUAAACCCGCCACAAAUACUGUUUUUGAAGUUUUACCCAAAAUGCAUAGUGUGAACACAGCCCUUCUGUCUCGAUGCCCAUAAAAUUGUGAACUGUUGACGGGAAUGCAAAAGCAUUCGAGGCUUUAUUGGGUUUAUUAACCAGCGCUGAGACAUCAAGCUCACGAGUUCAAAUCUCAGCUCUGCUACCGGCCACCCGGGCGCCUACACAGGCUGGGUUGGAGGGCCGAACAGAUUCCACGUCACUGCUGCAAUUGUGGCCUCUGCUGGCCGGUCGAAGCGCCGCACAGUGACAGUGAAUAACAGAGAGCAGUGCGUGAUUCUCCGUACGCGAUACUGAUCCCUGUGUACAGGUGAAAAGAAGCGGUUGGCAACUGCACACGGCCCUCCACGGUCAGGGUCGGGGGCUACAUCAGUAAAGGAGAGAUAUACCAGGGGAAUUGGUUACGACUAGAUUGGGAGAAAAGGAUCAAAUGCAUGAAUAGAAUUCUUUUUAAUGUGACGCACAUUUAUUUAUGAAGCUGCGCAUAGAUGUUUAAUAAGAAUUUUAAGAAGCUGCAGCUUUCAAGUGUUGAAGAGUUGAAAUAGUGAAUAAAAAUGUAAUCGCUGAACCCAGAAUGAUGCCAAAUAAUCACCAAAUAUUUUGUAAUCGAUUCUUUAAUGACAUGAACAACAUUUUGUACAUAAGAGCGUUUUUUCAUUGUAAUUCUAUAUAAAAGUUAAUUCCUCUGUAAAUAUAUGAGAUUUUUAUCUGCAGCCUUGGUGGAGGCUUGUCGUGUGUUUUGCAUUGAAGCUGGUUUAUAAAAAUGCUUGAAUUUUAAAUGUGUAAAUAAAUAUUUUCAA
Molecule: messenger RNA, 4806 nt
Organism: Trichomycterus rosablanca
Lineage: Eukaryota; Metazoa; Chordata; Actinopteri; Siluriformes; Trichomycteridae
Gene: pparg
Product: peroxisome proliferator-activated receptor gamma
Exons: 7
Coding region: 126-1847 (573 amino acids)
Biological process (GO): positive regulation of fatty acid metabolic process; negative regulation of cholesterol storage; negative regulation of inflammatory response
Cellular component (GO): nucleus
Molecular function (GO): zinc ion binding; nuclear receptor activity; DNA-binding transcription repressor activity, RNA polymerase II-specific
Source: RefSeq, a predicted model, not a curated record